UUUAAGCAUGCGGCCUCUGGAACUGCCACCCCCAAAUCUCGAACCUUCUCGAUGCGACGAAGACUAUGAACCUUCUGGAUACUACUAUAUGACUCAAAUCGCCGACAAAUUAGCCGAACUUCCAGAAUACUUCUUCUAUAUAAUAAUAUCGGUCACUUCACCUUCUUAGCCGAUUCCAUCGUUUCCUAUCCGGAUUGAAUUAAUUACUGCAAUUUUCUGUGAUCGACUCAAUAUUUUCGAUGCCUACUCGUCCGAUCGGAGGAAUAGCCCAGGACUGGGAGCCGGUGGUGCUUCGUAAGCAAAAGCCCAAGUCGUCAGAGCUACGGGACCCGAAGGCCGUGAACCAGGCGCUUAGGACCGGCGCUCAGGUCCUGACCGUGAAGAAAUUUGACGCCGGUUCUAACAAGAAGGCUCCGGCAACGGCAGUGAACGCAAGGAAGCUGGACGAGGCGGCGGAGCCAGCUGCGCUGGAGAGAGUUCCGGCGGAGGUGAGGCUGACUAUACAGAAGGCAAGGAUAGAGAAGAAAUUGACACAAGCGGAGCUCGCAAAGCAGAUUAACGAGCGAACUCAAGUGGUCCAAGAGUACGAAAAUGGAAAGGCUGUGCCAAACCAGGCGGUGCUGGCUCGGAUGGAGAAGGUCUUGGGAGUCAAGUUGAGAGGGAAGUCAAAAUGAGCACAGUUGUGUGUCGUGUAGGUAAUUGAUUGUUGGGAGAGAAUAACUGUGUUAAUUUGAACUGUGUCGGGGGUUGUGAAUUUGUGAUGUCUUGGAAGCCAGAGUUGCUCUAUUACGAAUUCUCAAUGGAAAUGAAUUCAUUUGUAUACGUUCUACAAAUGUCAUUGAUGAUUUAAUGCCACGAACACAAGGUGUUUUAUACACUUGUAUAUACUUUUUAUUACUUAUUAUAUACUUCGUAUAUGUAUAUACACACUGCGUAUUACAUAUAUCUGCCUUGGUGAAGAUCGUAGAAUUGUCCAAUGAAAGAUUAUGAAAUAAGCAUUAGAUUAUGAAAUAUGAAAUUGUCGGGUUGUGAAACUGACCGGUG
Molecule: messenger RNA, 1044 nt
Organism: Cuscuta europaea
Lineage: Eukaryota; Viridiplantae; Streptophyta; Magnoliopsida; Solanales; Convolvulaceae
Source: the annotation of a GenBank genome assembly